CCCCAAAAAAAGAAUGAUUACCUGCCCAUUAGGUCGAUACAUAUGCAAGGCCCUCAAAGUGCAAUCAAAAAGGCAAAGCAAACAAAUCCAAACAAAGCAGAUGAGCCAAAACAAAAAAAAAAAAAAAAAAAACGCAGACAAAAAACUUCUUACAGAAGACACAAGUUUCGAGGCAAAGGCCGUUACCCGCAAACAGGUCUAUGCAGCAAUGAGUGAAUGGUCGCGGGCAAUCCGGCCUGUCCUCGACCCGUCCCCGGGGACUUCCAGACUAAGCCUAAGCCAGCAAUAUCACCCCGACCACAAUGCUCCCGACCAGCGACAGCGCCGAGGCGACCAUCUUGGUGCUCCCGCUCGUGGUCAGACCAUUCGUUGCGCUAGGGGCGGCCGGCGCGGCACCACCGCCCUCACCGCCGCUGCCGCUGCCGCCGCCGCCGCCGCCACUACCGCUCCCGCCGUUCGAGCCGGAGCUCGUCGCCGAGUGGGUGGCCUUCGGGCUCGUGGUGUUGGUGAACCCGGCGCUGGGCGUCGUCACGGGGACGAUGGACGGGGUCACGAUCGCCGGCGGCGCCGUGGUCAAGGGGAUGACGGGCACGCUGGCCGGAACGCUGGCCGGAACGCUGGCCGGAACGCUGGCCGGCACGCUGGCGUUGGCGGGGAUGGGGAACGGGGGCACCACGACGACCGCGGGGACGGUCGAUGCGGUAACGGCGGCGGGUUCCUCCGUCGCGGCGGGGGUCUCGGCCGUGCUGAGGACGACGGCGGGCGCUUGCGUGGUGGGCUGUUGCUCGGUCUGCACGGGCACCGGGAUGGGCUCGGUGGCGCCGCUGGGCGUGAUGGGGAUGCUGAUCGGGAUGGUGGUGGUGGUGGUCUCGGGCUGCGUGGCGUUCUGGCGCGCGUGGAUGAUGCCGUGGCUGGCGUGGGCGGUGCCCGCCGCGAGGGCCAGGGCCGCUGCGAGAUGGUUGGAGAUGUGCAUUGUGGUGUGUUUUCUUUGCUUGGAGAGGGGAGGGAGGGCUAAAAACAGCAGUGGUUUGACUGGGACAGGGAUUGGGAUUGAUGCUGUUUUGCUUGAAGCAAAGAUGAGGAUGGACGAUGAACGAUGAACGAUGAGGGAGAUGUGAUGGGAGGGGU
This is a messenger RNA of Aspergillus uvarum CBS 121591, 1128 nucleotides long. RefSeq lists its product as uncharacterized. Bases 14 to 1015 code for a protein of 333 amino acids. The record is from RefSeq and is a predicted model, not a curated record. The transcript has a single exon. NCBI's taxonomy places the organism in Eukaryota, Fungi, Ascomycota, Eurotiomycetes, Eurotiales, Aspergillaceae.